AUGGCACGGCCCAUUGCACCCGUGCCUGCAGCAACAGUCCAUCGCAUUGCAAGUGGACAGGUCAUUUUGGAUCUUGCAACAGCAGUCAAAGAGCUUCUUGAAAAUGCUUUGGACGCUGGUGCAACCAACAUCGAGAUAAAGCUCAAAGAGUACGGCAGCGAGCUCAUCGAGGUAGCUGAUAAUGGAUGUGGUAUCUCAAAUGAAAACUAUCGGGCUCUGACAUUGAAGUAUCACACUUCCAAGCUGACCUCCUUUGCAGAUCUACAGGAGCUGAGCAGCUUUGGCUUCCGUGGGGAAGCUCUGAGUUCACUCUGCGCAGUUGCAGAGGUCACUGUUUCCACUCGAACAGAGGACAGCACCACCGGCACCAGGAUAGCCUAUGAUAAGAAUGGUAGCAUCCUCUCAACAGCAGCUGUUGCCCGUGCCAAGGGCACCACCGUUGCUGUCAAAGAACUUUUCAAGCCACUUCCAGUGCGCUUCAAGGAGCUGAGACGGCACCUGAAGCGAGAAUUUGCAAAGCUGCUUACCCUUCUGCAAGCGUAUGCAAUUAUUUCCACUGGAGUGCGCAUCAUCUGUACCAAUCAGGUGGGUACAGGUCCUCGGACAAGGAUCAUUUCAACCCAGGGGCUUGCAAGCAUGCGCGACAACAUCGUCACUGUGUUUGGGAGCCGCACGGCUGAGGCGUUGAUACCCUUGGAUGAAGCAUCAACGAAUGAAAUCUCUAUGCACGGGUGUGCGUCUACUCUGCAUGGGCACAUGGAGGGCAGAUGCUCUUGCAUGUCUUCUGCCUCUAAUGGUCGGUGUUUCCUCAGGUUUGUCUCAAGAGCAUCAGCAUCUUUUGGAAAAUUAGCUGGGGAACGGCACUACUUCUUCCUAAACGGGCGCCCUACUUACCGAACCUACACAAGCUGCGGAAAUGCAGCAAAUGUCCGGCCGACAGCCUUCGUUGACAUCAGACUUCCCAAGGACAGCUACGACAUCAAUGUCACACCCGACAAGCGCAAGGCGCUCAUCCAUCAGGAGCAGGCACUGUUGGAGGCAUUUCAGAAGGUGCAUGCUCCUUUCACAAUAUGA
This is a messenger RNA of Coccomyxa subellipsoidea C-169, 1074 nucleotides long. Its product is annotated as Nhpms2 complexed with Adp. Gene Ontology annotation, molecular function: mismatched DNA binding; ATP binding; ATP hydrolysis activity. The record is from RefSeq and is a predicted model, not a curated record. Bases 1 to 1074 code for a protein of 357 amino acids. Gene Ontology annotation, biological process: mismatch repair. NCBI's taxonomy places the organism in Eukaryota, Viridiplantae, Chlorophyta, Trebouxiophyceae, Coccomyxaceae. Gene Ontology annotation, cellular component: MutLalpha complex. The transcript has 7 exons.